UUAAUUUUUUAUUUUUUUUUCCUGCCCCUCCCGGCCUCCUCCGCGAAGAGAGAGGUGUGCUCGGGCUCCUGUGCUGCGGGAGAGGGUCUAUGGUGAUAGCACGGGGGUGGUGAGGGCUGAGGAGGGGUCUCGCCGCCGCCCCCGCCGCCGCUGAGGAGGAGGAGAGGGAGGAGGAAGAGGCGAGGCACGGCACCAUUUGCUGCUCCCUGCCCCAGCCAUGGAGAACGCGCACACAAAGACUGUGGAGGAAGUUUUGGCUUAUUUCGGCGUCAACGAGAGCACCGGGCUCAGCCUCGAGCAAGUGAAGAAGCUGAAGGAGAAAUGGGGCUCCAACGAGCUGCCGGCAGAGGAAGGAAAAACCUUACUUGAGCUUGUGAUUGAACAAUUUGAAGACUUACUAGUUAGAAUUUUGUUGCUGGCUGCUUGCAUAUCUUUUGUCCUGGCCUGGUUUGAAGAAGGUGAAGAAACAAUCACAGCAUUUGUAGAGCCUUUUGUAAUCUUACUUAUAUUAGUAGCCAAUGCUAUUGUGGGAGUGUGGCAGGAAAGAAAUGCUGAAAAUGCUAUCGAAGCUCUUAAAGAAUAUGAGCCAGAGAUGGGCAAAGUGUAUCGACAGGACAGAAAAAGUGUCCAGAGGAUUAAAGCAAGAGACAUUGUCCCGGGUGAUAUCGUGGAAGUGGCAGUUGGAGACAAGGUUCCUGCUGAUAUAAGAAUUACUUCUAUCAAAUCUACAACUCUAAGGGUAGACCAGUCAAUCCUUACAGGUGAAUCUGUGUCUGUUAUUAAGCACACAGACCCUGUGCCUGAUCCUCGUGCUGUAAAUCAGGACAAGAAGAACAUGCUCUUUUCUGGUACAAACAUUGCUGCUGGUAAGGCCAUGGGGGUGGUUAUUGCAACAGGGGUCAACACUGAAAUCGGGAAGAUCCGUGACGAGAUGGUGGCGACGGAGCAGGAACGAACGCCCCUGCAGCAGAAGCUGGACGAGUUUGGGGAGCAGCUGUCCAAGGUCAUCUCGCUGAUCUGCAUCGCCGUGUGGAUCAUCAACAUCGGCCACUUCAACGACCCCGUGCACGGCGGCUCCUGGAUCCGCGGCGCCAUCUACUACUUCAAAAUCGCCGUGGCGCUGGCGGUGGCCGCCAUCCCCGAGGGGCUGCCCGCCGUCAUCACCACCUGCCUGGCGCUGGGCACGCGCCGCAUGGCCAAGAAGAACGCCAUCGUCAGGAGCCUGCCCUCCGUGGAGACCCUGGGCUGCACCUCCGUCAUCUGCUCCGACAAGACCGGCACCCUCACCACCAACCAGAUGUCCGUGUGCAGGAUGUUUAUCCUGGACAGAGUAGAAGGAGACAGCUGCUCUCUGAAUGAAUUUACUGUAACUGGUUCAACAUAUGCUCCCAUGGGUGAAGUGCAUAAAGAUGACAAACUCAUUAAAUGCAGCCAGUAUGAUGGUCUUGUGGAACUUGCAACGAUCUGUGCACUCUGCAAUGAUUCCUCUUUGGAUUACAAUGAAGCUAAGGGAGUUUAUGAAAAGGUUGGUGAAGCCACAGAGACGGCGCUCACGUGUCUGGUUGAGAAGAUGAACGUGUUUGACACAGACCUGAAGGGACUUUCUAGAAUCGAACGUGCCAACGCCUGCAACUCGGUGAUAAAACAACUCAUGAAGAAAGAAUUCACUCUGGAAUUCUCAAGAGACAGGAAGUCGAUGUCUGUCUAUUGUACUCCGAACAAACCGAGCCGCACGUCCAUGAGCAAGAUGUUUGUUAAGGGUGCUCCUGAAGGUGUGAUUGACAGAUGUACACAUGUCCGUGUUGGAAAUGCUAAAAUACCUUUAACCCCAGGAAUUAAACAGAAAAUAAUGUCUGUCAUUAGAGAAUGGGGAACUGGCAGAGACACAUUGCGCUGCUUGGCUCUGGCAACCCAUGACAACCCUCCCAAAAAAGAGGAAAUGAAUCUGGAGGACUCCUCAAAUUUCAUUAACUAUGAGACCAACCUGACAUUUGUGGGCUGCGUGGGAAUGCUGGAUCCCCCGAGGAUUGAAGUAGCUUCAUCCAUAAAGCUGUGCAGACAGGCUGGCAUCAGAGUUAUUAUGAUCACUGGUGACAACAAAGGCACGGCUGUGGCCAUUUGCCGCCGCAUCGGGAUCUUUGUGGAGGAUGAGGACGUGUCCACCAAAGCCUUCACGGGCCGGGAGUUCGAUGAGCUGUCCCUGGCUGCACAGAGAGAUGCCUGUCACCACGCCCGCUGCUUUGCCCGGGUGGAGCCUUCCCACAAAUCCAAAAUCGUGGAGUUUCUUCAGUCUUUCGAUGAGAUCACAGCCAUGACUGGUGAUGGUGUCAAUGAUGCCCCUGCACUGAAGAAAGCAGAGAUUGGAAUUGCCAUGGGUUCUGGUACUGCAGUGGCCAAAACUGCUUCUGAAAUGGUUUUAGCAGAUGACAACUUCUCCACGAUUGUGGCUGCUGUGGAAGAAGGACGUGCAAUUUAUAACAACAUGAAACAGUUCAUCCGAUACCUGAUCUCCUCCAAUGUUGGGGAAGUUGUUUGUAUCUUCUUGACUGCUGCCCUGGGUUUUCCUGAAGCUCUGAUUCCUGUUCAGCUGCUGUGGGUAAACCUUGUGACGGAUGGGCUCCCUGCCACUGCCCUGGGCUUUAACCCUCCUGACCUCGAUAUCAUGAACAAGCCUCCGCGCAACCCCAAAGAGCCCCUGAUCAGUGGCUGGCUCUUCUUCCGGUACCUGGCUAUUGGAUGUUAUGUUGGUGCUGCCACAGUGGGUGCUGCUGCUUGGUGGUUUAUUGCUGCUGAUGGUGGUCCAAAAGUUUCCUUUUACCAGCUGAGCCAUUUUCUGCAGUGCAAGGAGGACAACCCAGAUUUCUAUGGGGUGGACUGUGUGGUGUUCGAGUCCCCGUACCCGAUGACAAUGGCUCUGUCUGUGCUUGUCACCAUUGAGAUGUGCAAUGCUCUCAACAGCCUGUCAGAAAACCAGUCCCUGAUGAGGAUGCCCCCGUGGGAGAACAUCUGGCUGGUGGGGGCCAUUUGCUUGUCCAUGUCCCUCCACUUCCUUAUCCUUUAUGUGGAACCACUGCCAAUUAUCUUCCAGAUCACACCUCUGAACGUGACGCAGUGGCUGAUGGUGUUGAAAAUCUCCCUCCCUGUCAUUCUGCUGGAUGAAACACUUAAAUAUGUGGCCCGUAACUACCUGGAACCUGGUAAAGAUGAUAGUGUGCGGCCUGCCACCAAACCCUGUGCUCUGUCAGCAUGCACCGAAGGAGUUUCCUGGCCGUUUGUGUUCAUUACUAUGCCCCUGGUUAUCUGGCUUUACAGCACAGACACUAACUUUAGUGAUAUGUUCUGGUCUUGACUGACAUGGUGACGAGUUUUACAUUCAAAGGAAAAAAAAAAAGUUUAACUUAAUUUUUUUAUUGUUUAGAGCAACUGUCUAUUUCUGCUGAAUUUUCACAUGAACAUAUUUGCCGGUGAUGGAGGUUUCAUAAUCUAGAUUUUGGUUUUUUGCUUUUUCUGACUUCAGUGGGGGCAAUAUAUUCCUCUUUUAUACACAGUUAAAGUGUCCAUUGACAUGUACAGAGAACUAACACUAUUUUAUGCAAAUAUUUUUUUGUAGAUGAAAAGCAUGUACAGUGUUCUGUUCAAUAGUCUAUUCAUCAUGUAAAAAAAAGUAAAUUUUUUUUGAGCCAGCGGACACUAUCAAACUAAAUUGGCAGCAGAUUUUAGGGAAUGAAUGUGUGUUGUCUAAAACUAAAAAAGCAUGUAACUGUUUGUCUUCUGCAUGAUCAUCCAAACUUAAUUUGUCAUAAAGUCAGGUUUUGUUCACGAGCAGAACUUUCUGCACUGGGUAGAGAGUCCUGCUCCCUGGGUCAGGAUUCCUUCUCGGUCCCCUCUUCCCUCACUCUUGGUUCUUGACUGUCCUUGUUUACACCACUUUCUGUAUGAGGUAUGCCUGAUCUUGCUCGUGCAGAAAAUACCAUUCCAGGUGCAGCCUGCUGGGGUUCUUCCAUACUCUCCAUACACAUAGGGUUGUUUUUUUUAAGGAUUAUUUAUUUGUCUAUUGUAUUUUAUUGUAAAAGACCUUACUUUGCCAGUGUUGCCCAUUAUGCAGGGAUAGGGAGGGCUACUUCUGUAUCCUUAAAUCUAAAGCCUUUUUAACACACACAAUCUGUUUCAAUUCAAAAGAGGGUUUAAGUUGGGGUUUGAUACCUUUUUUACACAUGUCAGAGCCUUUCUUUUUAUUUCUUUUUUUUUCCCCCCUUUUAAGAUCAAAAUUUGCAAUGAGACCUGAAAAAAUAACUUGCACUGCAUAGGUAGAAAUUGGAUUUCCUACACUUAGGGCACUAAUGCUCAGUUGUAUACAUGGAGUUACUCUGCUGGCCUGUUGUUAGCCUGACUUGAAGUAACAAGCUCGUGUGUGUUUUUUGUAAAAUCUGUAAAUAGCACAUGACCAAAUUGAACAUAUUGUAUAGAACUAUUUUUAUUUUAAUGUGGCACUAACCACCUUCAUUAUUACGGUAAAUGUUAAAGCAUGUUUUCAAAUUCAGUCCUGUAUCAACAAUGUGUAAGUCAUUAACAGUCCUAACUGUGGUGUUUUUCUCCAAUGCCUUCCAACUUUCAUCGACUAAAGUGAGUAUUUUUCUUCCAUUUCACCCUGCCAGUGGUGACUUGCUGUAAAAUAGCAUAUGCUGUAUACAUGUUGAAGAAUAAAUAGUAAUUUCCUUCAUUCCCAUGCUGUGUUUUGUCAAACUCUGCUGUGCUACAUUAUUAUCACCACUUUAGACUCUUGUUUUGUGGUCUGAAGCUCAAAUUAAUGAUUCCAAAGGCAAAGCACUUGCUUUUGGUUUAGUGUAUUUUAGGGUCUUUGUUUUAUAGCACCUGGGAGCCUUAGUGCCCCAAGGUCUUACAGUUUUUGGUCUUAAGUUUGAGAUAAAAUCAGAGAAAUCUGUAACUUAAGACGCUGACAGCUGUUAGCAUGAAUGUUUAGUGUCCAAAACUCUCUGGUACUCGUGGUCAGGUGCUGGUUUAGUCCAAAGCUUUUCCCUGCUCUGGAACAGGGGCUGCCCCUCAGAGCAGAGCACCCUUCCUUGGUCCCUGCAGUGCUCAAAGGGCAGGUGCUGCUCCUGGCAAAAGCAGCUCAUUAUUUGUUUUUUGCCAUCUGAGAAGACAAAAGAACAGUCUCAGCUUAACAGGGCAGCCUUUGAAACCUGCCCUGGGGUCACUGUGUCUGUAGAGCAGCAGGUGCUGUUAUCUUGUGCUGGCUCAGGCUGCUUUAGUAACCAAAUUCAAACAGCUUUGUGAUCCCUCUUAGAGGGGAAGGAUAGUUCCAGGCUAUGUUCUCUUGGUGCCAGCUGGAAUCCAGCAAGCACACAUAAUUCUCUAGGUUUAAGCUCUCGAGUGGAGAGAUGUUCCCUCAGAACACAGAGACUCUAGCAGAAAUUCCACUGCAUUGUGAUACUUUGUUUAUAGAGACUUUGACUUGAGUUGAUGCUGAAGUGGCUCAGAGGAGCCGACCUGAUGAUGUAGAAGGUGUGUUGCCAAACUGUGAGCAUUCAAAUCCCCUCAAAUGCCCUUUUUUAGUGUGGGAGAGCCAAACUAAGGUUUUGCAUUCCACAGAACCAUUGCCCUGCACUGGCCUUUUGCUGUAUCAAUAACAAAUGAGCAGCACAAAAUUCAUCCCUGUUCCUUGAAACAAAAAAUAAUAAAUAGUUCCUGUGAUAUAGAUUCCUUGAGAUCAAAGUGUGUACCGGUGUGUUAUUUGCUGGAAACAAAUUAGCAGCUUAGUUCUGUGUGCUCCCACUGCUAUUGACAGACAUUUCCAGGGCAGGAGUGCCACUGAAUCCUUGAACACGGGUUCUGCUGAACCUCAGAGCACCAUGUGGUGGCCUUUUUAAAGUUACAUGUCUGGCUGCCACCAUGAAUAAUUCUGCUUCUUGUGCAAUCCUAUUCCUGUCUUUUAUUCCCAAUAAUCUUGCUAUAACCCCCUUUUCCCUUUCCUAAGAAGCUGAAGGGGAAAAUGAUUGUCAGUGAGUAGAAUUCAGAAUAUUCAGAAUUCAGCACCUUCUCUGUUGGAUCUGUCAGUGUUGAAGAUGAAUCUUGGUGCUUGUCACGGAUUUCCAUAGAGAUCAGAGAGCUCGUUCAUGCCACUGUCUCAGAGGCACUUGGGGUAGGGCAUUGUGUUUCUUGGACUUUGCCUUGAAAUCUGGAUGAGUGGUGGGUAAAUGGAGAUUUUGGGAUCCAUCCCUGCAGGCUCCUGAGCUUACAGGAACAAUCAGGUUUUACAGGGUGCUCCUACAGAGCCCAAGCAAUCUUCAUCUGCCCUGUUUUUCUUCUAUUUCUCCCAGUCUUGUCCAAGUUUCUCUGCAGAAAUGGAGCCAUAGGGUUCCCCAAGAUCAGCAGCUGCAGAUUUUGGGUUGGAUGGUAGCUGAGCUUUCAGGACUUCUGUCUUCCAGGUGCUGUAAAUCCCACCCCUGGCUGGUUGGGAUUUGCCAAAUGUUCAGACCUGUCGUGAGCUUCCUCCUGAGCAGUGAAGCAUUCUGGAAUCACAUCCUUGUGAUCCUGGAGCUGGAGUGCUGGGUCUGGGCUUCAGCCCUGGCAGCUGAGCAGGCUGGGGGAGGCUGCAGGAGGAGCCCAAGGAGCUGAGGGCUUUUCUGUCAUGGAAAGUACAGAACUGCAGUGCAAAGUUUGUAAUUUCUGCAGGAAUUGUCUGAAGUGUUGAUCCUUAGCUGUAUAGAUCUUGUCAUCUUUCAGCCUCAGCCUUUUCAGCUGGAGAAGCCAGGAAGGGAGGACUUUUUAGGACAGACUCAUUUGCCAACAUCUCAAAGUCAAACCUCAUUUGUUUGUCCCCAAAUAUUUCCUCUCCAACCAUCCCAGUGCUGGGGUUGAAGAAGGUAACUCCUAUUGAACCAUGUUAGCCCAGAGAAUGUACACACAGCAGCCCUUGUUCAAGCAGGACUCAGAAUUCCCCAGGCUUGAUCUCCCACUCCAUUCUUACAAAGUAACUUCAUAUUUUUUGUUUCUCUUUGCUCCCAUCUCACCGAGCUUUUUCAUCUCUGCUGUUUUCUGGAUUCCUUGGUGCCCUCACACAUCACUGCUUAUUCUCUACUGUGAGAGGGGUGUGUAAGACCAGGAUCAAUCAUGUGAUUGAUGCUGCCUUAUGCUGGGAACACCAGGAAGGAUAUUGGCUUGUGCUGGGAACCCACUGGGGUUUGGAAUGAGCAGCUCCUCCUGAAUCCUGUGUUCUGUAGCAAGGAGGAUGCUCAGGCAGCUGCAGUCAUGCAUUGAAUUUUUAGCCAGGAGCUUUUGUCUUUGCAGUGCCUUGGGCUCUCUCUGCUUUCACAUGUGAGCAAUCCAAAGUGCUGAGCUACACAGCGAGCUGCUCCUUCUUGCUGGCAUCCGAGCAAUAAAAAUAGUUCAUACUUGGUUUCCUAAAACAUUAUUGCAAAUAAAUGAGUGUGAAAGAGGCUGCAAAAAACCAUUUCUACUGGUCUGUCAAAGUGCUCCGAGGCUUGUGUUGGUAGAGAGGCUGUUGGGGAGGCUCCUGGUACGAAACUGAGUUUUUAAUCUGAUGAUAGAAUGCAGUACAGCAGUGCCAGCCUGAGACACAGCUUGAGCCCAGAGUUAUGGUACACAGCCCAAGGGGGCUGAACUUGCUGAGCUGGAGGGAGGUAAAACCGAUAGAGUCGUCUGUCUCUUGCACCUGUCUUGUUUACUUUUUUACACUUCUAACCAUUAACUGUUUCCCUAAUCUCUGCUAAUUACAUCCUUAAUUGCAUUAAUAUGCAUUUUCAAAUCUUAGCAGGAGAGCCCAAAUUUUAGUGUUGAAGCAGUGUUUGGAAGAGCUUCCCUGGAGCUGUAGGGACUCAGAGCAGUCUCCAGACACAAGGCUGCCCUUGUGCUGUGUAGGGGUGAAGUACAGCAGGAGCUUUAGGAUGAUGUACUCUACCCUUGGCCUACGCAUUAAUCCAUGUAGUUUAAUGACUUCUUUAAAGCUUUCCUACUGCUUCCCAGAACAAGCUGCCUGACUUGGAAAAGGGACAUUGUUAGGUCACUUUGGGGCCAAACUUGCCAAUAAUGCCUCAAUUAAAAAAUACAAGUGCGUAUUAUGGAACUUGAAAGCAAAAAUUCCAAAGAAGUGAGAAUUGUGUGUUGCCACUGGUCAGGCAGAGAAAGGCAAAAGCUAAUUAAACACAUCUUAAUUGUUUUGCACUGCAGUCUUGAGUAGGAAGUGCUGGCUCUGCUGAUAAUAAGGGAGCUGAGCCUUAAUGCAGAGGAUUCUGAGCUUCAAGAACAAAGUAACCUGAGAGUGUCCCUUCAAUGACAGAGCAGCCAGUUACCAAACUUAACAUUCUUUCUUCUGUCACUGUUGAUCUUAGUCUUGCUUGUAUAAUGAUACUUAGCAUUCAUUCUUUCAUUAACUGAUGCCUUUUCUUUCUUUCCUUUUCAGCAAUACUGGAGUAAUCGCUUCCUAAACAAUUUUGCAGAAAUGUAAGGUUGUUUUGUUGCGUGCAUGUGUUUUUAGCAACACAUCUACCAAAACUUCUGCAUGUAUCGUGUAAAGAUUCUUUGCUUUCCCUAAAAACAAAACUCAUUGUGUUCUCUGUGGAAGAAAUGUGUGGUACCAUUAGGACUUCAUGAUACAGAUGUACAAACGUGCAAUAUAGCUUACCAAGUCGGAACUCUCUCCAGAGAAGUUGGGUUUCUGUGCUGCAUGGAGAAGAGUUUGGUUAUCUUGAGCAAGAAUUGCGGAGCUGUCAGCCAAUUUCCAUAUUCCUGUAUGUAAAAUGUCAGUUUAUACAAUGUACAAUAUCAGAUAAUGCAUGCCUUGGGUUGUAGAUGGAUCUCUCUCUGUAUUGUAUCAUCCAAACAUCCUACUCCAACAGCUUCUGUACAAUGCUCUCCUAUUUAUAAAUCCAUGGAAACGAUUACAGAUGAAUGUUAAACCGUAAGCCUCCACUUCAUAACGUUGGAUUUUUUAUCAUCUGUGCAAAUCAACCUCUUUUGCACUGUAAUGUAACUUAUUUAAAUCUAAGGCAGUAAGACAGAUGUUGGUGCAAUACAAAAUAUCGUGAUGCAUUUAUCUAAAAAGCAACGACGACGUAGCCAGUUCCCACAGCUGCAUGUGUGACCUUUAGAAGUUGUAAAUAAGAUCAAUUGUCUAUUGACAUGCUGACAGUAAGGAGCAUCACACCUAGUUUCAUUUGUAUCAGGUAAAUAAAUUUAUUCUACAAUA
This is a messenger RNA of Ficedula albicollis (Collared flycatcher), 9226 nucleotides long. RefSeq names its product ATPase sarcoplasmic/endoplasmic reticulum Ca2+ transporting 2 (gene ATP2A2). Gene Ontology annotation, molecular function: ATP binding; P-type calcium transporter activity; ATP hydrolysis activity. Gene Ontology annotation, biological process: calcium ion transmembrane transport; intracellular calcium ion homeostasis. The transcript is spliced from 20 exons. Bases 218 to 3349 code for a protein of 1043 amino acids. The record is from RefSeq and is a predicted model, not a curated record. Gene Ontology annotation, cellular component: membrane. NCBI's taxonomy places the organism in Eukaryota, Metazoa, Chordata, Aves, Passeriformes, Muscicapidae.